Molecule: messenger RNA, 4196 nt
Organism: Lates calcarifer (barramundi perch)
Lineage: Eukaryota; Metazoa; Chordata; Actinopteri; Centropomidae
Gene: hspa12a
Product: heat shock protein 12A
Source: RefSeq, a predicted model, not a curated record
CGGAGUCACUCAUGUUAAUGUGGAGGAGAGCACAGCAUCUUUACCGGAUGUCCCGCGCGGAGCUGCAGUUAGACUGGGCAGCAGCAGGGUUCCCGACCAGGACAGCCUGAAUGUGAUGGGAGGGGCGGACAAAGCAGCAGCAGCAGCAGCAGUCUGGGGUCCAAUAUCUACACUGCUUACACUCAGUACCCCCCCACCCCCACCCCCUCCCCACUUCAGAAAACCUCAGGGCCCCAAAUGCCCAUGUGCUUUUUUUUUUUUUAAUGCUUUUCCGUAACACAGGAAGCGGCGAAGCGAAGUGAAGUUGGAGGGGUCAGGAAUCAUCAGUGGGAAGGUGUUUGUGUUGAUGUUUUUCUUCUUUGGCCCGGUGUUCACAGUAAACCAGGAAAAUUGCUUGGUGUAGCUGUAUCGGAGAGAAGGCUCGGGAGGAGGUGAAACUGCGGGAUAUGAUGACUGAGAAGCAAACGGCGGCAGAGAAGAUAAUAACAGAUGCUAUGGCUAAUCCCUCUCCAGCAAAGAGUAUGGGUGACCCUGGAAUCACUCCACUGUCUCCCACACACACUCAGCAGAACGACACCGAUCAGGUCCAGUCACAGCCGUCCUUUGUGGUGGUGGUAGCCAUUGACUUUGGCACCACGUCCAGUGGUUAUGCUUACGCCUUCACUAAGGAGCCAGAGUGCAUUCACACCAUGAGGCGUUGGGAAGGUGGAGACCCUGGUGUGUCAAAUCAGAAGACUCCCACCACAAUCCUGCUGACUCCAGACAGGAAGUUCCACAGUUUUGGCUAUGCAGCUCGUGACUUCUACCAUGACCUAGACCCCAGCGAGUCCAAACACUGGCUCUACCUAGAAAAAUUUAAAAUGAAGCUCCACACCACUGCAAACCUGUCCAUUGACACAGAUCUCCACGCAGCCAAUGGAAAGCGAGUGAAAGCUCUGGAUAUCUUUGCAUAUGCAUUGGCCUUCUUUAAGGAGCAAGCACUAAAGGAGCUGAGUGAUCAGACAGGCGGUGAUUUUGACAACAAUGAUGUGAGAUGGGUGAUCACUGUUCCUGCUAUCUGGAAAAUGCCUGCAAAGCAGUUCAUGAGGGAAGCUGCCUAUAAGUCUGGCCUGGUGUCCCGUGAGAACCCAGAGCAGCUGAUCAUCGCCUUAGAACCCGAAGCAGCAUCAAUCUACUGCCGCAAGCUCCGCCUCCACCAGAUGGUGGACCUUGGCACCCAGACUACCCAGAAUGGCUUCAGCCCCACUGAAAAUGUGGGGAGUGGAAUGACCCAAGCCAAGGAGCAUGUUCGGCGCAACCGGCAGAGCCGCACCUUUUUGGUGGAAAAUGUCAUAGGGGAGCUUUGGUCGGAGCUGGAAGAAGGUGACCGUUAUGUAGUGGUGGACUGUGGUGGAGGAACAGUGGACCUGACUGUUCAUCAGAUCCGUCUUCCAGAGGGUCAUCUAAAGGAGCUCUACAAGGCCUCAGGUGGCCCCUAUGGCUCUAUCGGGAUUGACUAUGAAUUUGAGAAGCUGCUGUGUAAGAUCUUUGGCCAGGAUUUCAUCGACCAAUUUAAGAUCAAGAGGCCGGCUGCCUGGGUGGACCUGAUGAUUGCAUUUGAGUCUCGGAAAAGAGCGGCUGCCCCUGACAGAACCAACCCCCUCAAUAUUAACCUGCCUUUCUCCUUCAUUGACUACUACAAGAAGUUCAGGGGCCACAGUGUGGAACAUGCCCUACGCAAAAGCAAUGUGGAUUUUGUUAAAUGGUCGUCUCAGGGGAUGCUGAGGAUGAGUCCAGAUGCUAUGAAUUCCCUCUUCAAGCCCACCAUAGAUCACAUCAUCCAACAUCUCACUGAGCUCUUCGACAAGCCAGAGGUGAGCGACAUUAAGUUCCUGUUCUUAGUGGGAGGCUUCGCUGAGUCACCCCUGCUUCAGCAAGCUGUCCAGAACAUGCUCCAGGGUCGUAGCCGCAUCAUCAUCCCCCAUGACGUUGGCCUCACCAUCCUGAAAGGUGCUGUUCUGUUCGGCCUCGACCCCAGUGUCAUUAAAGUUCGCCGCUCCCCCCUCACGUACGGUGUGGGUGUCCUCAAUCGCUUCGUGGAGGGAAAGCACCCGCCAGAGAAGCUGCUGGUGAAGGAUGGCACUCGAUGGUGCACUGAUGUUUUUGACACCUUCAUUGCGGCCGACCAGUCUGUGGCGCUGGGGGAGAUGGUAAAACGGAGCUACACGCCGGCCAAGCCUUCCCAGCAAGUUAUUGUUAUCCACAUCUACUGCUCCGAGAAGGACAGCGUGGGGUUCAUCAGCGAGCACGGUGUCAGGAAGUGUGGAACACUUCGUUUGGAUGUGAGUGGAACGGAAAGCACAGCACCACGCCGUGAGAUCCAGACGCUCAUGCAGUUUGGAGACACAGAGAUACGAGCCAUGGCAGUGGAUGUGUCCACUGGACGCACUGUCAAAGCUAGCAUUGACUUCCUAAGCCAUUAAGUAGGCCAUGAGAGAGCUAAUAUAACAGAAAUGUUGAAGGAAUCAAAAUAGAAACAUAAACAACAUACACACAUACAUACACAAGCAAAGGUGCACAUACUCAAUAAGCUGGGGAUAUUUACUGGAAAGUACUAAUGAUUAAUAAUGGAUCUCAAGGAUCACUCACUCUCAUUGUAAGCGUGGCCGGUAGAAAGUUUGAAUGAAAAUGCUAAAAUUCUGCUUAAACUGGGGCUGAAAUUCAACUGUAGAAUCUGUGUUAUGACAAGGAAAAGUAUGUUAUAGGUCCAUCACUUCACUCCAUCCCAGUAGUUUAUUUGCUGACAAGCUCCAUGGUGUUCACACGUUCAUAACAAACCCAUAUACCCUAUGCUGAAGGCUACAGCUUUGUUGAGUCAAGUUUAAGAGCUUGUGAUGCUUGAUCACUUCUCAGCCAUAAUGUAAUAAAGAACAUCUUGUCAGAUCUUGUCUCCAUGCAGUUCAGAGGAAGGGCUUUCAAGGCCAGAAAAAACAUGUCAUACAGUAAUAUUCCAACGAUGAUAGAUACACAUUCAGAAUACAUUUUUACAUACUUCUUCAUGCUUUCUUUAAUGCUCCAGCAAAGCAUUAUAUUUCUAGACUGAUGCUGAUUCAUGCUGUCUGGUUGCUCCACACGGUGUAUGUGCUCCAUAAAACUUUGUGUGAUAAACGUAUAAAAAGGUCAUAAUGAUGUGCCAUUUAACUUUGAUUGAAGGUCUGUUCAUGUCAUCUAAAAAUGAAAUCAGCUCCAUUUUGCAGCAGUUCAAAGGACCAUUCAAGUGGUUUUGCAUGAUUCAGCCCUUUUAACAUAGUGUAAACCAUUAAUAUGUCACACUGCUGCCAACUGUUUUCCCCAGCAUAGCAUUUUAUUUUAGAGUGAUUGACUACAUUCCACAAAGUCCUUAGUAAUAGUAACCCUCCGUAGUGAACAUAAGUCAGCCUAGUUUUUUUUGCCAGUUGACUGUGGGGCAUUUUUGGCCACUAGUGGGCAGUAAAACAAGAUGUAAACAUCAACAUAUUAUCACCUAAUAAAGUUAUCAUGUGAGCAAACAAUCCAAAUUUCCAAAUCAAGAGACGUGGAGCGAUAGUAGCAUUCAUUUGAAGUUCAUUUUGAAGACCAAUGUUGACUUUCCUUUUACCUCUGGUUUGGUCUCCACCAACUCCUAAGAAAAAUACCUGGCUCUUUAGUUGCCACAUGUUCCACUGUGUUCACCAGCUAUUCUAUAAUUAUGCCUGUCUGCUGUUUGGUGCUGGAUAGGUUGUGUACAGUGGGUUUAUCAGAGCUUUUAAAAUUUCAAUAGGCCAAUCAUGCAAAGCUGCCAGUAUGGUCCUUCAAGAUCCACACAUUCCAAGAAUGUAGAGCGUGCUGCAAGCUCAAUCUGACAAGUACAGCUAUCCAAUGCGCUUAAUUGUUGCCUUUAUUCAUUUAUGCUUCUGAUAACUAGAUGUGGACCUGGCCACUUGAAUAUUUUGACGCCAGGUGUGAUUCCAGUCGAAACAGUGAAAUAUGUUUAUUUCUGUAAAUACAGUAUUUAAAUAUUGUACAGAUUUUUAGCAUUGUUUCUGCAGCUUUAGAGCCAAGAGUGUGUGUGUGUGUGUGUGUGUGUAUGCAUGCUUUCACAUGGACAUCUCUCAACACAUUUUUUCUCACCAGCCAUAGCAUGAGAGGCCGAGGCAGGUUUGAUUGCCUUGUUGAUUCUUUUUUUUUUUUUUUUUUUU